CAUGGUGUGCUGACUAUGCUCGGCUGCUUGGGCAUUCCUGUUAUAGUAGUAAAGCUCCAACCUCGCCGAAGAGCUUUUCCCGCAGAAAAUGGUAUCGCUAAAAACAAAUGUAGGUAUUAAGAUAAUGGUUUCUUCGGGUGUUCUUGGCUUCCGGUGCCAGCCUACAGAACUAGAACAUCUAUGAGAAGACUUGCAGCUUUGUUUCUGAAACAGUAAUGGCGAUUCCUGCAUCACGGACUAGGAUGGUUCUUUCGAGCUGCUAUCGGAGUUCGUACCUGGAAAAGAUGCUAUCAUCCUCUGCCGCUCGUGGAUUCUCUUCAAACGCUGUUCCAGCUCAAUUAGAGGCUCGUGAUAUUUUUAUUCUCUCUUCGAAAAAACUCUUUCCCGCUUUCUUUUCAGGCGAUUUGGUAGUAACACUACUUUGGAUAAUACCUGAUAGGCAUAUUACCUAAAUCCAGUUCGUAAGCGAACAAAAGGCGCCUUUCUUAAAAAAUUAUCUUCCAUUUUGAUGUAACUGAUAGCAUUUUCUGGCGUAGCUUUCUUCUUUUGGAGAGUUGGCCGACCCAGUUCAGAGCAUCUUGUUCCACUUGAAGUUGCCUGCAUUAGAGCAGAAGUAGCUAAAAAUUUUUUGGUGCCCUCAGAAAUUUUAAGUUUUCUUAAACUUAUUCUACAGCUUAUAACUCUGGGAGGGUUGGAUUCAUUGGGCUAGGGAAUAUGGGUUUCCAUAUGGCUAAUAAUUUAAUUAAGGCUGGAUACAAACUGACUGUCAAUGACAUUGACCAGGCUGCUAUGAAGAAGUUCUCAGAUUGUGGAAUAUCCACAGUAGAAACACCUUUUAAAGUGGCAGAGUCAAGUGAUGUUAUUAUUACCAUGCUUCCUUCGUCUUCCCAUGUAUUGGCUGUUUAUACUGGACAAAAUGGAUUGUUACAUGGUGGAAGUCAAGUAAGGCCUUGGUUAUUUAUUGACUCAUCUACAAUUGAUCCUCACACUUCAAGAAAGCUAUCAAUGAACAUUUUUCAGUGUCUUCUGAAAGAGAAAAAAGGGAAUGCUGAUAGCCCAUUCAUGUUGGAUGCUCCUGUUUCUGGAGGCGUUCCAGGUGCUGCAGCUGCGACUCUUACUUUCAUGGUUGGAGGAAUAGAGGAUGCUUACCUUGCUGCGAAGCCACUGUUUCUUGCAAUGGGUAAAAACACUGUUUAUUGUGGUGGGCCUGGAAAUGGUGCUGCUGCCAAAAUCUGUAAUAAUUUAGCAAUGGCUGUAAGCAUGCUUGGGGUCUCUGAGGCUCUUGCUCUUGGUCAGGGUUUAGGGAUUUCAGCGAACACUCUUACUAAUAUAUUCAAUUCCUCAAGUGCUCGUUGUUGGAGCAGUGACAGUUAUAAUCCAGUCCCAGGAGUUAUGGAAGGAGUGCCUUCUUCAAGGAGCUAUGAUGGUGGCUUUUCCUCAAAACUUAUGGCCAAAGACUUGAUGCUGGCAAAGGCAUCAGCUGAAGAGAUUCAGCAGAAAUGUCCUCUCGCAUCCGAAGCACUCAAUAUAUAUAUGGAAAUGUGCAGUAAGGGCUUCGAAUCCAAAGAUUUUUCGUGCGUUUUCAAACAUUACUACUCUGGCAGUCAUAACUUGUAAGACCAUUUAACUUGAAGUGACUAUUCUUUUUUCCUGUUUCCACAGCAUUGUUUUUACUGUUAGUAUUGUGAUUUGGAUGCCCUGCACAUCGGAUUUGCCAAAAUUUGAAUUUCAAGCAAACAAUUUAAGCCAAUUUUUUA
This is a messenger RNA of Dendrobium catenatum, 1757 nucleotides long. Its product is annotated as probable 3-hydroxyisobutyrate dehydrogenase, mitochondrial. The record is from RefSeq and is a predicted model, not a curated record. Gene Ontology annotation, biological process: L-valine catabolic process. The transcript has 10 exons. Gene Ontology annotation, molecular function: 3-hydroxyisobutyrate dehydrogenase activity; NADP binding; NAD binding. The coding region runs from base 715 to 1617 and encodes 300 amino acids. NCBI's taxonomy places the organism in Eukaryota, Viridiplantae, Streptophyta, Magnoliopsida, Asparagales, Orchidaceae.